AUGGGGGGCAUGCUGUCAAAGAAUGACUUUCCGGUGAAGGGCAGAACCGUGCUGAUCACGGGUGGCUCGCGUGGUAUGGGCCGCGCUGCCGGGCGCAUACUUGCCGAGAGGGGAGCGAACGUGGUGAUCGUUGCACGAGACCAGAAGAGACUGCUUGAGGCCAUCAAGCACAUACAAGAAGGGGCCGAAAACUCGGAGACGCAGCGUUUUCACCACAUCAGCGCAGACUUGAGCUCGCCGUCUGAAUCUGUCAGAGUCAUUGACGAAGUUGCGACAUGGAACUCGGGGAACCCACCAGACAUUGUUUGGUGCUGCGCCGGAACUUCUCAUCCUGGCCUUUUUGUGGACACGCCCAUCUCUGCCUUCAGAGAACAGAUGGACGGUAACUAUUUCUCGAGCUUGUACAUGGCGCAUGCUGCCGUGAAUUGCUGGAUCAAAGGAGCGCGAGAGGGAGUCGAUGGUCCAAAGGAGACGGCUAGCAAUGGAAAGGCUGCCAAGCCAGCGCGUCACAUCAUUUUCACUGCCUCGUUCCUGGCUCUCUACGGCAUUGCUGGUUACGGAGCCUACAGUCCAUCCAAGGCCGCCCUACGCUCUCUUUGCGAAACACUGUCUCAGGAGAUGAACCUCUACACCGCGGCACAUCCAAACGAGGCCCCAAUCCGUGCACACACCAUCUUCCCUGCCACAAUACUUACCGAGUCAUAUGAGGCUGAGAACCUUAUUAAACCUGAUGUUACCAAGAUGUUGGAAGAGGAUGACAAGGGACAAACCCCGGAGGUUGUUGCCCUGGAGAGUAUCAAGGGGUUAGAGCGCGGUCUAGAGCUUAUCACCACUGAUCUCAUGACGGGUCUAGUCAAGGGCAGCAUGCUUGGAGGCAGUACCAGGGGUGGCCCUGGCAGAAUCCUGAUUGAUUGGUUCCUAGCUUGGCUCAUGGGCAUCGUCAUGGUGAUUGUGAGAUCCGACAUGGACAAGAAGGUUAGGGAUUGGGGACGUAAAUUUGGCUCAGCUUCCAAGACAACUGCAAGCAAGCAAACAUGA
This is a messenger RNA of Pestalotiopsis fici W106-1, 1038 nucleotides long. RefSeq lists its product as uncharacterized. Gene Ontology annotation, molecular function: 3-dehydrosphinganine reductase activity. Gene Ontology annotation, cellular component: endoplasmic reticulum membrane. Gene Ontology annotation, biological process: sphingolipid biosynthetic process. The coding region runs from base 1 to 1038 and encodes 345 amino acids. Lineage: Eukaryota; Fungi; Ascomycota; Sordariomycetes; Amphisphaeriales; Sporocadaceae. The transcript has 3 exons. The record is from RefSeq and is a predicted model, not a curated record.